ACCUGACUCCUGAACAGAGACACAUAUAUACACAAUAAUAAUAAUAAUAAUAAUACAGGAAGAGGAGGCAUUUGGUGUGGAUGCGGCCGGCUGCAGAGCAGGUCCCCGGGCGCCCUGUUUGAAGCUCCACCGAACUUGGCUGCGAGACACACGGAGACCCGGAGACAUGGAUAAACUGACCAUCAUCUCAGGAUGUCUCUUCCUGGCCGCCGAUAUCUUCGCCAUCGCGAGCAUUGCGAACCCGGACUGGAUCAACACCGGGGAAUCCGCGGGGGCUCUCACAGUUGGUCUUGUGCGGCAAUGCCAAACCAUCCAUGGGCGCGACCGGACCUGCAUCCCCCCACGACUGCCCCCUGAGUGGGUCACCACACUUUUCUUCAUCAUUUUGGGCAUCGUCUCACUCACAGUCACCUGUGGCCUGCUGGUGGCCUCGCACUGGCGACGGGAGGCCACCAAGUAUGCUCGCUGGAUCGCCUUUACUGGGAUGGUCCUCUUCUGCAUGGCAGCCCUCAUUUUUCCAAUAGGAUUCUACAUCAAUGAGGUUGGAGGACAGCCAUACAAGUUGCCCAACAACACGGUGGUGGGGUCGUCGUACGUGCUCUUUGUUCUCUCCAUUUUCUUCACAAUAGUGGGACUGCUCUUUGCGGGGAAGGUGUGCCUUCCUGGCUGACACGGCUUCCUCACCUUCGACUGUCUGGGCUGAGAAAAAUCCCGUCAGAGCAAAAGGCAUUGCAGGAUGGAUAUGCCUAGUUUAAAAAUAGCCAACAAAA
Messenger RNA from Scleropages formosus (Asian bonytongue), 770 nucleotides. RefSeq lists its product as uncharacterized. The record is from RefSeq and is a predicted model, not a curated record. Lineage: Eukaryota; Metazoa; Chordata; Actinopteri; Osteoglossiformes; Osteoglossidae. Gene Ontology annotation, biological process: negative regulation of smoothened signaling pathway. The transcript has 3 exons. Bases 167 to 670 code for a protein of 167 amino acids. Gene Ontology annotation, cellular component: ciliary membrane; Golgi apparatus.